GCAUUUCGACAUCGCCAUUUUUCUUGUUGUGGUAUCCUCCGAGCAGUUCUACCUCCUUAGCCUCAACAUUCUUGUUUGACUGUGUUUAAUUUUACAGUUUAUUGACGGUUUUCGUGUUUACCGCCUGUUUCAGUGCAUUAUUCUUUACAGCAGGGCUCAGAAACUAAGCCAACGCCGCCAUUAUGGCUCAGUACAAAGGAGCCGCCAGUGAGGCUGGCAGAGCCAUGCAGCUGAUGAAGAAACGAGAGAAGGAGCGAGAGCAGCUCGAGCAGCUCAAGCAGAAGAUUGCAGAGGACAACAUGGUCAAGUCCAACAUUGAUAAGAAAUUCUCAGCCCACUAUGAUGCUGUGGAGGCAGAGCUCAAAUCCAGCACAGUUGGUUUGGUGACACUGAACGAUAUGAAGGCCAAGCAGGAGGCGCUGGUGAAGGAGAGAGAGAAGCAGCUUGCUAAGAAGGAGCAGUCCAAGGAACUCCAGCUAAAGCUUGAGAAGCAGAAAGAGAAGAAGAGAAAGGAGGAACAGAAGAGGAAGAUAGCCAGUUUAUCAUUUAAUCCAGAUGAUGAAGAAGAUGAAGAGGAGAACGAGGAGGAGGAGGAAGAGGAAGAUUAUGGCCCAGUGAAGAAGAAGAAGCAGCUGGGGAAGAACCCAGAUGUGGACACAAGUUUCCUGCCUGACCGAGACAGAGAGGAGGAGGAGAACCGUCUCAGAGAGGAGCUCAGGCAGGAGUGGGAACGCAAGCAGGAGAAGAUCAAGAGUGAGGAGAUUGAAAUCACAUUCAGCUACUGGGAUGGAUCUGGACAUCGUAAGACUGUCAAGAUGAGGAAGGGCAACACCAUCCAGAGCUUCCUACAGAGGGCUCUCGAGGUCCUCAGGAAGGACUUCAGUGAGUUAAGGUCUGCAGGAGUGGAGCAGCUGAUGUACAUCAAGGAAGAUUUGAUAAUCCCACAUCACCACAGUUUUUACGACUUCAUUGUAACAAAAGCUAGAGGAAAAUCGGGUCCUCUCUUCAGUUUUGAUGUCCACGAUGAUAUUCGACUGGUGAACGACGCCACUGUGGAGAAAGAUGAGUCUCACGCAGGCAAAGUGGUUUUGAGGAGCUGGUAUGAGAAGAACAAGCACAUCUUCCCCGCCAGUCGCUGGGAGCCAUACGACCCAGAGAAGAAAUGGGACAAAUAUACGAUCCGGUGAAGUGGUGGUCCUCUCCAGCCUCUGCAGUUCUUAACACAAACCAUUUUAUUCCCUCAUUUUGUUAUUAUUGUAUUAUCAUAACAGGUUUCUUUAAAAAGCAUAGAGUAUAAAUGAUCACCCAAUUCUGUAUUAUACAAGAGCCAACUUCAUUCCAACUGAAUACCCCAAGUUUUAUACUUCCUUUUGAAUUUAUGGUCAAUAGACUUCAUUUGCAAAAAAUAUAAAUCUUUCUGUUGUCUACAGAUGUGCUUCCCACAGGAAGACAACACAUGGGUUAAGAUAAACAUUUGAUUUAAUAUUUUUUUUUUGUGAAAUGUUAGAUCUCCAGAAACGUAUUUGAAUUGCCUUUUGCAAUGUUUGCUGAGUCUUCAACCCUCACUUGUAUGUAAAUAGCUUAUGAACUAUGUCGCAGCAACUCUGUUGAAUAAAAUAAAUCUGGUUAUGAUUUAUUGGACGGA
This is a messenger RNA of Myripristis murdjan (pinecone soldierfish), 1645 nucleotides long. RefSeq names its product family with sequence similarity 50 member A (gene fam50a). Lineage: Eukaryota; Metazoa; Chordata; Actinopteri; Holocentriformes; Holocentridae. Gene Ontology annotation, biological process: chromatin organization. The record is from RefSeq and is a predicted model, not a curated record. Bases 183 to 1187 code for a protein of 334 amino acids. Gene Ontology annotation, cellular component: nucleus. The transcript has 13 exons.